AUGAGUGAUAAUAUAUUAGUAUAUUUGAAAGUCAAACCAGACUAGGAAGAGGAAGGAGGACUCACCAUUCAAGAUAAUACGGUCAAAGUAAUCUCGCAAUCCUCCUUUGAAGAGAAGACUUAUCAAUUCAAUGCCAUCUUUCAAGAGAACCACGAAUUGCAGCAACAUUGCAUUCCGAUCAUCGACUAAGCGAUUAGAAAUCAAUAGAAUGCUUGCAUCAUCACUUAUGGAUAGACGCAGAGUGGGAAGUCUCAUGCCUUAGGGUUCUCACUCUACAACGAAGGAUUACUACAUUCCUUCCUCCAAUAUCUGUUUGAACAAAUGCAAAUACAAUAAGUGUCCAUCUCAAUGCUCUAAUUAUACAUGCAAUCGGCUAUUGAUUUAUUGACUCAAGACAAAUCUCUCAAAGAGUUGAGAAUAAGAAAUAAGCAGAAUGAAACUUAUGUUGAAAAUCUGACUGAGGUACUUGCUCAAAAUUAUCAAGAAUCCUUACUUAUCUGCUAAGAAGGAAUCUAAAAAACUCAAUUCUCUAAAUUACAUACCAUCCUAACACUCAAAGUCAUGAAAUCUAAAAUUCAAUUCGUUGAGAUUUUGGGCAACAACUCCAUCAACGCUAAAUCUCCCCAAUCUAGCAACUGCAUCACUGCUCUGCUCAAAGUUUUCAGUGCCCUUCUCAAACAACAAGGAACUUAAUCAUAAGUAUUUAUUCCUUUUCGAGAUUCUAGUUUGACUAUGCUUCUCAAAAAUUCAUUAACACCCCCCUCUAAAAUAAUUGUCAUCGGCACUAUCCUCCCUAAAAACUCUAUUGAAACUAGUUAAACUAUCAAAGCACUUUCCUCAUGCAUCAAAGUAUUCCCACCCCAAGACAAUCCUAAUAACACCACCUAUCAUUACAAUGCCACCAAGGCCAGAAGUGUAACACCAACAAUCACUAAACAAAAACCCUAAGACAUCGUUGUUAAUAACGGGUAAUAACAAUAACAGCACAACUCAACAAAUUAAUUAUAAUACAAAGAGUUAAGUGAAUAUUUAUUAAAACUAUUGACUAAGAUUAAUUCCCAUGCUUGCAAACUUAUCAACUAGGAAUGUUUACAACAUAUCGAUAUCAAUUAGAAUCUGGAUAAGAUCAUCUCCUAAGUGUAGUAAGUCUCCCAUUAGUUGUUGUAAGUUAUCAAUGGUAAAAUUACCUCUUAAGUCAAUCAGACCAAAACUGAUGGCUGGCAAAAGGCCCUCAAGUUUUUGUACCAUACAUAUGAGGAAGAAAUCUAACGCGAAGAUAAAUUACUUAAGGAAAAACUCCUAUAUAUCAUCAACGAAGAAGAACAGUAUGAUCUGGACAGUCUCAGAAAGAUCUUAUUUCCUCCGAAGUAGGAGUAUACUAAUUCUUUAUUUAAAACACUUACGACUUUGAGAAAAUACACAAACACCAUUCAAAUCCCGCUUAGUCGAGAAAAUUACAGGAAUCAGUUGACCAACGACAUCAUGCAGAAGGAGUUGGGAGUAAUGAGCAAUCAGAAUUACGAGUCAAGUGGCAAACAAGAAUUGACUAGUUUCCAAAGUUACACGGAGAAUUUGAUGAGCAAAUUUAAAUGGCAAAGUGCCUAGAAGCAAGACUAUUACGGAUAUCAACCCUGA
Paramecium tetraurelia is the source of this 1635-nucleotide messenger RNA. RefSeq lists its product as uncharacterized. The record is from RefSeq and is a predicted model, not a curated record. The transcript is spliced from 2 exons. Gene Ontology annotation, cellular component: kinesin complex; microtubule. Gene Ontology annotation, molecular function: ATP binding; microtubule binding; ATP hydrolysis activity. Lineage: Eukaryota; Ciliophora; Oligohymenophorea; Peniculida; Parameciidae. Gene Ontology annotation, biological process: microtubule-based movement.